AUGCUCUCCGACGUCGUAAAAAAGGAAGACCCGACCUCGCUCAAGUUGGCGUCUGGAAGGGGGGCAAAGCGUCGUAAAGAAAAGAAGAGCACGGCAUCACACUAUACUCAACACCACACAAACCUAUCCAAACGUAAGGCUUUAGAGGAAACGGCGACGUUCGACACGAACAUGACAAGGGGAAACCAGAAAGGCGGAGGUGGAGAGCAAAGGAAGCGUGGCUAUCCUCGGAGAAAUUUGGAGUUGCCACCGGAAACCUAUCAACCUGUCGACUAA
Molecule: messenger RNA, 276 nt
Organism: Psilocybe cubensis
Lineage: Eukaryota; Fungi; Basidiomycota; Agaricomycetes; Agaricales; Agrocybaceae
Exons: 4
Coding region: 1-276 (91 amino acids)
Source: RefSeq, a predicted model, not a curated record